Protobothrops mucrosquamatus (brown spotted pit viper) is the source of this 1842-nucleotide messenger RNA. RefSeq names its product putative bifunctional UDP-N-acetylglucosamine transferase and deubiquitinase ALG13. Bases 1 to 1842 code for a protein of 613 amino acids. The transcript is spliced from 17 exons. NCBI's taxonomy places the organism in Eukaryota, Metazoa, Chordata, Lepidosauria, Squamata, Viperidae. The record is from RefSeq and is a predicted model, not a curated record.
AUGCCCUUUCCCUACAAAGUAUUGAAAGCCCUGGACCCUGAGAUCUAUCGGAACAUAGAGUUUGAUGUUUGGCUGGAGAGCAGAAAAGAACUUCAAAAAACAGAUUACUUGGUGUUUGCUGGAAGACAGUACUAUUUAGGAGACAAAUGUCAGGUACGGCUAGAAACUGGGGGAAAAUAUUACAAUGCCCAUAUACAGGAUGUGGGACAGGAUAAUUAUGUGACCGUCUUUAUUGAAGAGCUGGCAGAAAAGCACCUUGUUCCACUGGUAAAUUUGAAGCCUGUGACUCAAGUCAAUCCACUUCCUGCCUGGAAUGUGAUGUCCAAUAGAAAAGGAGGAAGUUAUCAGAAGAUACCAGAUAUGGAUAUAAAAACACGGAAGAAGCUGUUCAAGAAAGUACACGGAAAGGAAGUGUACGGACACGUAAAUCCAUACGACCAUUACCAUUUUCAGAAUUCGCAGAGAACCGGCCGGGGAUACGGAACGUCAAGGGGAUCUGCCCGAUUUAUAAACAGGAACAACAUCACUGGGCCAGAAAUAGCAUUUUAUCCUAGUCCAGGAAAGAGAUGUUAUCAGAGCUAUGAUAACUUCUCAUAUAGAUCACGUUCAUACAGCCGUAGUCGCAGACAGAUGCAGUGUGUAAAUAAAGAAUGCCAGUAUGGAUUUUCACCUGAGAAUGGGGAGGAGCCUCGAGGUGUGGAAGAAACCAUCACUUUUUAUGAGAUUGAAGAAGGGGAUGACGCAAAUUUUCCUGCUUUGCCCAAGCGAGGCAACCCAUCUCCGAUAGUUCCAGCUCCUGCAGGAUUCUGGGUGACAAGAAGGGCUUCAAAUUCUGUCCCACCAAAUAAACCAGGGCUGAAUAAUUCAGAAGAAGAAGUAGAGGAACCAACUGAUAACGGAGAAUACCAAGAAGAUUAUCUGUAUACUCCUCCAGACCCAGAGUGUGAAGCAACUACAGUAUUUAAUGCAACUGAAUCCACUGCAAAUUUGUCUCUGCAGGAUGCAGGAACAAAUUGUGUCUCUUCUCAGAAAGCAGCUACCUCCUUCAGUUACUCUCAGAAGGUCAUGGUAAAUUCUGCCAUUAUAUCCAGUGCCUCCUGUGUGAAUUCGGCUCCGGCCACCAUUUUCUCGUCAUCCUGUAGUGCUUCAACUCAAGUCACUAUCACUGCAUCUACCCCCCAGAAUGCAGUGCCACCAAUCUUAGUAACUCCUUCUGGGGGAAGACCAGUUGUGUCAGUGUAUCAGUCACCUCCCCUUCCUCCGGUGAGUGACGUGGGGGAAAAUGGCAGUAUCACACCCCCUUAUUCUUGUGAUCCAAGUGGAAAUGACCUGCCUAGAGAUCCAAAGGUUUUGCAGUAUUAUUUUAAUCUGGGCUUGCAGUAUUACCACCAGACCUGCUGGAACCACGUGAUGUAUGUACAGCAACCAUCGUCCCCACCACCUCAAAUGGAAACCUACCAGACCUAUUCAGAGCAAGUCUCUGUGGUUGAUUCAUCAGCGCCUCUGCCUUACAACGACGUCGGGAGGAAUGAUGUGCGCCAGAUGCCUGCAGACUCCUCGUCAACUGGUGCCUUAGCCAUCCCAGAAUCCUCUCCACCACCUUCUGGGACCGUCUAUUACCCUGUGACAACAGACACAUACACCCCAUCUCCUGUGCCAGGAUACGAAUCUUGUGUCUCAUUUGUGCCUACAUAUCACUGCGUCGGUUCAUGGUAUCCGGUCAACGCAUCCUAUGGGAACUCUGCCCGAAUCCAUAACACGGUUAACCCCAGCCAUUUCCAGCAGGUUAGCUACGUCACCUCAUCCAAUCCACAACAGCAUUUUGUAUCUCAAAGCAUGUAG